AUGGAAAGCCAACUAAACCCUAUCGCCUACCAACCUGCUCGUCAUGUAGUUCUGCAGGGACUACUUGUCAAUAUCCCCAAAGCAACAAGAGGUCAAGGCAUUCCAUCAGGAUAUAUCUCUAGCCUAGAGGAAAGGCUUAUAGAAACAGAGAUCGCCCUCUUCGAGGCGUUGUCCUUCAUCAAUACCCAUUUUCACCAGGGUGGCAAUACACAAUUUGAACCAUCUCAAUACCACGAUGCAUUCACAAAUCACAGCACGGCACUAUCCAAACAAGCUAAAGUGGAGGAAUGGAAGCGCCUUCCGUUAACGUUUGAAGACCAGCAGAAGGCAUGGUUACAAGAGAAACUUCACGUCGCAAGCAGAACGGACUAUCGGAAUGACUCUAUCUCGGAGUCGCCCGGAUCUCAGGAAACAGAACAUCCAUGGCCGGGAUCGCCUCCGACUCUGUUUGCUCGGCAUAACGAAGAGCAGCUUGAUCCACGAAGGCAGUCCCUUGCCCACAGUGAAAACGCACAAGGAAACCAGGAGGUGAUUCAAGCCGACUACCAGCCGGUGAUGCAUGACAAUGAAAGCUUGCAAGUUGGCCCUAAUUAUACGUCGCCAACGCUUGAAACGCCCCAAAGGACUCCAGUAGUGAAUGCCUGGACGAAUAGAUCAUCACAACAACGUACGGGUGAGGCUAGAGAAGGAGAUGGGAGAGUGUACGAUUCGUACCUCGGGGAAGCCAAUUUGCAGUUUUUGGAUGACCAGCGGCACUCUCCUAGGUCGCAAACAAUAACUGAGCAAGUUCCAAUGGGAUUAAACGUUCCAUCAUCCUUGCAUGAUCGGCAGAUCUCAGUCUCCAGUGGGUUGGGUCGCCAUUCUCUAGAGGCAAGAAAGGUUUCUUCGAAAGAGUGGCAGAGAUACUUCUAG
Molecule: messenger RNA, 912 nt
Organism: Pseudogymnoascus verrucosus
Lineage: Eukaryota; Fungi; Ascomycota; Leotiomycetes; Thelebolales; Thelebolaceae
Exons: 4
Coding region: 1-912 (303 amino acids)
Source: RefSeq, a predicted model, not a curated record